AUGUUCCACACUGCCCGGCCACAGAGCGUCCUCUGCUGCUUUAUUUCCCCCCCGGCUGCUUCCAUCCCCUCCAAGGACAUUUUAUCCCCUUCCCUCCCCCCUCCAUCCCUCCCCUCCGCUCUAACAUCGGCACAGGACGCCAGCGAAGAAACUGAUCAAGACUCGGUGGCGUUGAAAGCUUUCCAGAAGAUGUCCAGUGAUAGACAAAGGUCAGAUGAUGAAAGCCCAAGUACCAGCAGUGGUAGUUCAGACGCAGAUCAGAGGGACCCACCAGCACCUGAGCCUGAGGAACAGGAAGAAAGAAAACCUUCUGCAACACAGCAGAAGAAAAAUACCAAACUCUCCAGCAAAACUACUGCUAAACUAUCUACUAGUGCUAAAAGAAUUCAGAAGGAGCUAGCCGAAAUAACUCUGGAUCCACCUCCGAAUUGCAGUGCUGGGCCUAAAGGUGAUAACAUCUACGAAUGGAGAUCUACUAUCCUAGGUCCCCCAGGUUCUGUAUAUGAAGGUGGCGUAUUUUUUCUGGAUAUCACAUUUUCAUCUGAUUAUCCAUUUAAACCACCAAAGGUUACUUUCCGUACAAGAAUCUAUCACUGCAACAUCAACAGUCAGGGAGUCAUCUGUCUGGAUAUCCUGAAAGACAACUGGAGUCCUGCUUUGACUAUUUCAAAGGUUUUGCUGUCUAUUUGCUCCCUCUUGACAGACUGCAAUCCUGCUGAUCCUCUGGUGGGAAGCAUAGCCACUCAGUACCUGACCAACAGAGCAGAACAUGACAGGAUAGCCAGACAGUGGACCAAGAGAUACGCAACAUAAGUGAUGUUGACUACUUGGCGCAGUGUGAAGGUGCGGGGAUGCAGCUUUGCAGUGUGCAACCAAACUUUAUAGCCUUUACAAUACGGACUUCUGUGUAUAUGUUAUACUGAUUCUACUCUCUGCUUUUAUCCUUUUGAAGAUUGGAAUACUGCUUUCUCCCCCUCUCCCCCCUCCCCCAACCACCUCCCCAAAAGGUAAAUGCUAUCAAGAGUAGAACUUUGUAGCUGUAGAUUAGUUAUGUUUAAAAUGCCUACUUGCAAGUCUUGCUUCUUUGGGAUAUCAAAAUGUAUUUUGUGAUGUAACUAAGGAUACUGUUCCUGAAGUCAACCAAAUAUAAUAGUGCAUUUUAGCCUAAUUCAUUAUCUGUAUGAAGUUAUUAAAGGUAGCUGUAGAUUACUAGGAAUUACGUCAUUUGUAUUAAGCCCAGAUCUAUUUCCGAUAUGUGGUACAUGCUGUUGUGAAAAAUGUUUAAAACUUUUACCUUUGUCAGUUUGUAAUGAAAAGGAUUUCUUUUAUCCUUGUCCCCUCUCAUCGCCACCCACCUUGUAGCUCAGAGAGCAUCCAGUGUAUCAUCUCAAACACAAUAAACAUGUUCCCCAAGGAAGAGCUUCUCUGUUUUCAUAUUUGAAAUUAAAAUGUGGGUAGAGCCAGUAGGACUGUUUAUAUACAGAUCCUUGUGGAAAAGUAACGUAAGGCAAGAAGGCCCCACUCAGAAGGCCUGGAACAUUAUGAUACUUGUAGUUUGCCUCUACCAAUAUUUCUUAAGGCAAAACUUCACAAUGCUAAAUCUUGCAUUUAUAGCCACAGACACAUACAAACUGUUAAGUUAGAACAGUAGCGUCUUAAGACUUUAAAACGAUGAUACCUUCCAUUACUAUUUCUCCUUUCCUCCCUAUCGCUGCCUUAAAUACUAACCAAUGUGGUGGUGGUAGUGCUGAUGAGGAUCAUCAUCACUCCUGUAAAAUUCAUGUUCGUCGCAGCUGUGAACAUCUGUUCUCAGGCAGAAAGGACAGAGGAAUAUUUCCACUAAAUCUAUAGAAUGUUAAAGUGCAAAGAUGUGAUGAGAGCAAACCAGAAUUAGGAUGAAGGAAGAAACUCCAUUGACCUUGUCCUCCCUCACUUCAUUCCUGGUAGUCAUGAAGUCCAGCCACAAUGUCAAUAGUUGCUAUUAUAGUUUGGGGCGGGGAAUACAAUGUCCUUUAGGACCACAGUGAUAGGCAAUAUUAAGUCACUAGUCCUGCAGUCUCUUCUGCAAUCUCCUGAACCAAUAUUUGUCAACAAAUAAAACACAACUUAGGCAACAAAUUUAAUCUCAUAAUUUAGAUAGACUUCCGCUUUUUCCUUGAAGGAAGGAAUAGUAUUGUUGGGCUGCAUUUGAUGCUUAAUUGUUUUCCACUGCAGCACAAAAAGCUUUGACACAGUGGGCAAAUAACGCUGACCACAAUUUGCCAAGUGUAGCAAACUGUUGACUUGUAACAACCUGAUAAGCUGUUUAUCUCCAAUUGCUUGAAACAAACUUUCCACACUUCUUCAUCUGAUUAGAACCUGAAAACCUGAAGAUGUUAAGAACUGUGAUACUGUAUAAUUCUCUUUGUUGGAUACCAAGGAGCUGAUGAAAACAUGACAUGUGCUCCAUUGACGGUUUAUUCUUAAUUAGUCAGUUGAUUCUUGACCAGCAAGUGUAUAGCUGAUAAGGCCAUUCUGAGUAUAGUUGAUGGCGGGCAGGGGAAUCUUGUUAUUUUAUGGAUUCUCCAGGAUGAAGGAGCAAAUUAACAAAAUUUGAUUGGAUUUCACAUAAUCUCCCAUCUACUUCUAUAAUUUAGCAUAAAUAGGUCAUUUUUAUAAUUCCAAAAUUUUGAGGAUUUUGGAUCUUGCCAAUUUUUUUCUAAUUUGUAGCGAUUGCAUGAUUUCCUUAUUCACUUCUCUAUGUGUCAUAAAACUUCAAGGGAGCAUUUUCUCGAUGAGUUCAGCAGAAUAUAAAUAAAUAUUGACUUAGAAGUAAAUAUUUUUUUUAAAGGAAAACACAGCUGAGAGAUUUAACUUAUUGGUAACUCUCAACACAAAAUAUGAGGUAGGCCUUUCUCCACAUUUUUCUCUGCAAAAGAAUGGGAUCUCCAAAUAGUCGUGCAUAAUGGUCAGAUGCCUGAAUGAGGAUUGCACAUAGUAUCAUUUCCAGAUAGAUGGAUGCAUACUUUCCACUUACGAGAGCUUGAUGGAAAUGUUACAUUUACAAUGAGAUUUUCAUCACAAUCUGCUCACUGCCCAGGUUGAUAGGCUGUCCUAUUGUGUGCAUCAUGUGGAUAGCUUAGUCCACAUGUUAAAAUACUAACAUUCCUUUUCCCAUUGCAUGACCACCAUAGGCCUUUGUUUAUGUAGUCAGAACAUCAAACAGUGCAAGCCAGUCAUCCAGAAAGAUGAUUUGUGUUUAUGUGACAGAUACUUCUUACUAUUUAUGUUUCAGGCUUCCAGGUUCAAACUCAACUAUUGUCCAUUAGGGGCGGAUGGAGGGUGCUGUUGAAGCACUUCUAUUAAGCAGUUAUGUACUUUUUAUAUAUUUCUGUCUGGAGUUCAACAUUUUUAUCAUGCAGAGUAUUAACAAAUUAUAGAGGCUUCAAAGUGUUUGAGGUUCGUCUGUAAGACCUAUGGCCUCAGAAUAUGAUGCCUAGAGCAAUAUCAUUUGAGACCAUACCUGCAAGCUCUGCAAUAAAAACUCAAACGACAAAUUAUCCUAUUUAUCUCCGACCUAAAUGUCAUUUUCACUUGGAAUGUUAGGGUUUAUUAACAACUCAGGACCUAAUUCAGAUCCCCCCCAAAACAAAAUGCUGUUCAGUGCAGCAAUCUUCUUAGUAGGCAAUUGAUAAAGGCAAUCUGUUUAACCCAUAUUAUAAGCUAGUUGUCACAGAGGUGUCAAAAGUAUUUUGGGGCUGUCCUGUCAUAAAUUUAAAGAGAGGCUACUCUAUCCUCUGCCCCAUUCCCAAAACAGGUGCUUCCACCAGAAAUUUCAACAAAAGAAAACAUUCUAACCUUGCUUUAUCGUCAACAUUCUUGAUUCCUGGGCCCUCUUGUGUGAGGAGGCAUAGAGAAGUGUUCAGUCAAGAUUCCCAACUGAUCUCUACAACAUAAACUGAAUUCAUCUUUAGCAUUUCUUCCAUGAAAACAAUUCCUACAGCUAGUCUUGUGAAAAGAGAACAGAAGGCAUACAUGAGAAAAUAUUAGGAUAUCAUACACAGGGCAUGUUUGUUAGUCAUCUUUCAUUAAUUUCAGGAGAUAUUUACAAUUCCCAGUGAAAUAAGUGAAGUUUAUGGGGCAUGUGAAUUUGGUACAUUUGUUUUAUAAAUUAGGACAAGAAUAUAUGACAGUUACCAGGCAAGUGGACCACAGGGAGAAACUAGAUCUUGCUGGUUCCUAGUGAAAAGAUAAAAUGCACUGGUAUAUAGCACAUCGCAUAAAUUUACAAAAAAUGGCAAAAUGUAUAUUUCACAUACUAGAUGUGGACCCUGCAACACUUUCAAAUAUUUAUAUCAUAUAAUAUAUAAUAUAAUUAAUUAACAUCAUGUUCUUGUUUUUUUUAAUGCACUAAAGUUUCAGACUGCAGAAAAUUUGAAGUAUAAAUGGGAUGCCUUCUCAAUAUUGCCCGUUAACUUCCUUUACUAAGAUUAUAUUAGUAAUUCUAAAAUUUCCUUCCUGUCAUCAGUUUGUCAACUCCUUGUUCCUUUUCAUGUUGCUUUUUUCUGUCUGUAAAUUUUAUAUUUACUGAAGUAAGAAGUUGGGGCGCGGGGUUGUGUACACAUUUAAACUUAAAAAGAACUUAAUUUUGUUUCUCAGCUUUUCUCUGCUUACACCAAGCAGCAGAAAGAAAUUUGUAUUGUUAAAUAAAUCAAUUAGUUGUUAAAUGAAAA
Crotalus tigris (Tiger rattlesnake) is the source of this 4712-nucleotide messenger RNA. RefSeq names its product ubiquitin conjugating enzyme E2 E3 (gene UBE2E3). The transcript is spliced from 7 exons. The coding region runs from base 1 to 813 and encodes 270 amino acids. Gene Ontology annotation, molecular function: ubiquitin conjugating enzyme activity. NCBI's taxonomy places the organism in Eukaryota, Metazoa, Chordata, Lepidosauria, Squamata, Viperidae. Gene Ontology annotation, biological process: protein polyubiquitination. The record is from RefSeq and is a predicted model, not a curated record. Gene Ontology annotation, cellular component: nucleus.